AAACAGCACAAAUCACUAAAUUACUGUAGCAUCAGCUUGUUUAACACCAGUUUUAAGAGUUAAAUGCGUUAUAUUUUAGAGCAACAAAAUUAUUCAACGGAUAUUGUUCACCAUUAAUAAUCUUAUGUUCGUGUUUGUCAAAACCUUUGCAAUCUUUGUAUACAAUUGUUUAAUUUUUUUUGGAAACCUCCAUUGGACAGUUGUUUUCUUCUCAAGCUUUGUGUGUUUGUGUAUGUGUAUAAAAAUAUGAUGACUCCAUGUGAUGCCAGGUGGAAAGGCCUAGUGUGGUGACAUGGUGGCUCCCUAAGAGCAGGUGCAUAAGAGGUUAAACCAGGACAGUCCUCAGAGCACAGCGGCAUGCAAAUGGAAUUUGUUUCGGAGCUGAUUUAUGUUUAUCAAACCUGGACUGUACUUUGCAAAACAGGGCAUUCUUUUUCCACGGAGGAAAACUUAAUUAGGCUACAAACACAAAGGAAAAGCUGUAGGGGCUCAGUAUGUUGAGUAUACGUACGUGUGUAUGUGUGUAAUCCUUUCCAGAGAGCAUGUAUUUUUGCUUAUCCUUCUGUGAGUACUAGGCUUCUUGCUUUUGCCUCCGCCUUCCCUGCGUAAUUCUCCCUCUCCCCUUCUGUCUUUCCUUCUUUCCCUCCUUCGUUCCCUCCCUGUGAGUGUAGCUUGGGCGUCGUGCCAAGUGGAGUGUGUUUUUUGAAUGAAUACCUGAUGAGGCUGCUGAGGCUGACUGGGGGAGGAGGAGCUGCAUUCAGUAGAGCACUGAGCAUGUGUGUGCGUAUGUGUGUGUAGAGUGAGUGUGUGUGUGAGAGAGAGAGAGAGAGAGAGAGAGAGAGAGAGAGAUUGGGAGUGAGGCAGUGUGUUUGCCUUGCAUAACAUACUCCGUAUUGCUUGUACGCAAGGGCUUCAUGUGAGACAGCCCAGGCAAGGGGACUUCCUUUAUGCUUACUCCUCCAGGGCUACUGCAAAAGGGAGGAGAGGAAAACAAGAGGCAAGAAGAGAGGACAGGAGUGCAAGGGACAAAUACAGGACAUGGAGGUGAAUAUAUAACGAGAGGAUUGUGGCUCUGACUUUGUAUAUAUGUUAAACCUGGACAAAGGAUGGCUGGUGAGGAAUAGGGUGCUUUGCACUCACAUACUACACUGUGCAAGGCGAGAGUGAGAGAGAGAGAGAGAGAGAGAGAGCUGUUUUCUCCACUAUCCAGAGGUACAGACCACAGCAAGGUACAGCAGUAAGGGAGAUAAUUCCAGAUGAUUCCACAUGAAGACGUCAGUAACAGCAAGAAGCUCCAGUGACUAAUCUGAUUUAUAUCAUAAUACAAUAUAUAACAAGAACAAUUUUUAGAACAAUGGACUUCUUGACACUGAAGACCAACUAAAAACAAGACCAAACCCAUCCAGUGUAGUAGCACGCAGGAGUCAAAGAGUGAAAGAUCAUGAAGUCCAACCAGGAGCGUAGUAAUGAGUGCCUGCCUCCAAAGAAGAGAGAGAUCCUGGCGCUUGAGGAGCGGCAGGUGCUGGUAGCAUCAACUGUGAAUGAGAGCCAAAGUGGUGAGAACCUGGCAUGGCUUGCUAGUGUAGCCAGCAUGGCCAGCAUGGCCACUGUUCCCAACCUAGUUCCCUCACAGAGUAACAGUACUGAAGCUAGCAGCCCAACACCAUCAACUAAGGCCCUGACUAUAGUGACAGAGUACCCACUUUCCACCUCUGUUUCCAACAGCUCUUUGUCAUCAUAUACAAGCUCCACACCUGCAGGAGGUCUUUCUGGAACAACUACAAUAACAGCCAACCCAACUGUCCUCUCCUCCAACCUUCCUCAAGCAGCAGGACCCAUCCAGCCCACCCAGCUGCCACCUAAUUUACAAAUCAUUGGACCCUACACCAGUUAUAUCUCCUCCCAGAUAGUGUCAGCUGCAGCAAGUCCGACCCAGUCACGUAGACCUGCCCAGGAGGUUUAUGCUACCACAGCUGUCAUCCCACAAGCUUCUAAUGGAAACCCACAGAAGCAGCAUGUGAUUUCAUCCUUACCUAACGUAGCUCACACCACCAGCCAGUGCAUUCAGGUAGAGGGCACUCCAGUUGGUUUGCCAGUGAUUUCCCCAACUUCACAAGUACCCCUUCAACUUCAUACUCAUUCAACUGUUCUUGCCCCUCAUGGUCUGACUCUUACUCCCUCUCAGGUGCUUGUGCAUUAUGCUGAUGGGCUCAUUACAAAACCACCUGACUCCCAAAGCAGAGAUCUGCAGAAUGGUGCUCUGGGAGAGGUCACAGUGGUCAAACACACAACCAGCAUUGUGAAGGGAAUGUCUAACAAACCAGAAAGUGAUGAUGGCCAAAGGCAGAUUCAGAACCUGGGUCUCCCGGCCCAAACUCAGGUCUUGCUCCCUGCUGAUUAUGCUUCUCAUGACAGUGCAGGACUUCAGACAUCAGUCAUGCUGGUGUCAAGCAACCACCUGAUGGCCAAUAAUAGCACUGAGCUUCAGAGCACCCACGAUAAAGAGCACACAUCUCUGGCUCGAGUUGAGAGAACAAGGCUAUCUGUGGGGAAGCCAGUCUCUAGAGUUUCCUCCCUUUCUCUCCCAUCAUCAGACAGCAUGGCAGUAUCUCUUGCUCCAACUCUUUCCCCUCACACUCUCCUGCAUACAUCUCCAUCCGCCCCUACCCAGGAGCUUUCUACAAACCUUUUCUCAAGCACACAGCUGCCUAUUAUUGGAUACAUUACUAGUACAUCUGGGGCGCCCCAGCAGGCUGUGGCCAGUUACCAUAGCAACCUCCCACAGCAUCUAGUGAUCUCAGGCAGUCCCUCCCUGCUUAUUCCUGUGAGUGCUGGCAAUAUCAAUACAUCAUCUACUGAGUCAGAGGUUACUCGCUGCUCCAUCCCUACCAUUUCUGCUGCCAAUGUACCGACAGUAGCCACAGGUCUGCCUCAGGCCUACAUCACUGCACCCACACCUACUGUUCCAACCUCCAUUCUCCCUAAUGGCAAAGAAGUCACAGGCCCUGAGGAACAUCAUGCUGCAGCAGGUGUACAGAGUUCCACACAAGUACAACUUCCUGUGCUUUCAGCAGGGAUAGUAGCACCUCCAGCUCCUGUGCUCCCUCCAACACCCACAAGCCCACAAAAUGCACCCCUAUCUCCAUCAUCAGCCCUGCCUCCAUACUUCAUGAAGGGCUCUAUCAUCCAGCUGGCAGAUGGCGAGCUUAAGCGGGUGGAGGACCUAAGGACAGAGGACUUCCUACAGAGUGCAGAAGUGAGCAGAGAACUAAAAAUUGACUCUAGCACAGUUGAAAGGAUAGACUCCAGCAGAACGCCUGAUGCAGUUAUCAUACAGUUCUCAGUCGGGGAACACAAAGCACAGGUAUGUGUGGAAGUGCUGGUAGAGUACCCUUUCUUUGUGUUUGGUCAGGGAUGGUCAUCCUGCUGCCCAGACCGCACUACCCAGUUACUGGCUCUGUCAUGUGCCAAACUCUCUGUUGGUGAUGUCUGCAUCUCCCUCACCCUAAAGAGCCUAAGGAAUGGCGCAUUAAGAAAAGACCAAACCUUUGGUCCUGUGAAGAACCAUAAUAACACUCAUCAUAAAGCAGCCAAGACCAGUGGACAGACUGGAGAGCUACAGACUCAGCGGGAGGAUUUGAGAGAUGGGAACAUUUUUGGAUUAGAAGGGGAACAAAAGUUUGUAGGUCUUGGGCUUAAGAGUCCUAACUCCGGUAAUGGUGUAAUCAUCUCAAAAACUGAAGAGGGGAAAACUCAUGGUGCAGGGAGUCGCAAGAGAAGGUGGUCUGCCCCAGAGAGAGGAGAGAUAGGGAAGUCACAGGAGAAUGAGCACCCUGCAACUCUUCCUAAACUUUCCUUCCUUUCACAGGAGGUAAAGGUCAGCAUUGAGGGAAGGUCCAGUAUGGGCACCUGAGGUACUUUGUGAGCCAUCAAAAAGGAGGGUGUCUUUGAUUUUCUGGGCAAAGAAUCUUCUAAACCAAGGAUCAUUGUGGUUUUAUUCAGUUACUUGUGGUGUUGGCUUUUGCCAACAGUUCCAAAACCAUGUGUGUUUUUCACUGGGCAAACAAUAUGCAGCAGUACAAGAAUAACAGGAUUAUUAUGGUUAUCUUCUCAUGGCUUAUUUUAGUUACUGUAACAGGAGCUACUUUUGUCUGACAGUAUUUACAGGAUAUGUGUUUGUAGUAAAACAAAGAAAUAAUUUCUGGCAUUUGUCCUGGGGAAUACAUAUAAAUAUGCGGGGUACUACUUAUUUUUAUAGUUAAUUCUGCCAUUAUCUGUUUUUGGCACUUUGUCUACGUUUAUGUAAGUUGUAGCAUAAUUGUAUUUCAGUCAUAAUCAGUGACUCAAACAUGUAUAGACCAGUAGGCUGGAGAGAUUGGUCAAUAGUAUGACUUGCUGUGACAAAUUAUCCCCAUAAAUAUUAUUUAAAAGUAUAUUGUUAAAAUCCGCCAUAUACUUUAUAAAGAUACUCUAUGUCAGUUAAAUAUGAUAAAUAUUGUUAUAUGAUCAGAAUGAAAAACUAUCAUAAAAAAAAGAUAUAAAAUAGUCAAAUAACAAUGGAUAGUCUGUCUGUUACUGAUUGAUUAGGAGUCCUAAGUGUGAUUUAUGAUAUGUUUCAGAUGAGUGAAUUUUGGUAACCAAACAUGGUCCAAUUAUUGGGACAAAACUGGACUAUAACACUGAAUGUUAAGGAUUAUACCUAUUUUUUACCAAUAUUUUAAUUAAAUACACCAGAAUUUAAUUAGUCAAAACGUUCUCGAUAUGCAAUAUUAUGAUUAUUCACAUACCUCAAACAUGACACAAGGCUGUUUCAGGUUCUGUUCAGGAUCUGGGAUCUUUAAAAUCACAUCCAAAAUCCGUGUUCAUGUUCAUUGUUCAUGUUCAGACAGUGGACAUGUGCAGGUAAAUUCUCACUCAGCCUUUGAAUAUUAGCACUUUACUGAAGGCAAUGGAUGAUUAAAACCCUCACCUCUGCUUUGUUGCCUGAGCAACAGCCAUUUGCACAACGUCAAUUUUAGAAUAACGUUAGCUGUCUUGUGUGUUUUAACCCCAUUUAAAACGAAUUACAGCCAUCACAUUGAUGCAUUUUUUUUAAUCCAUUGGAAAUCCAGUUGGAGUCUUGUGUGGUUGUAAUUUAAGCAACUGGAUUUCUGUGUACAAAAUUACAUACAAAUGUGUAAUAUAUUGUGUAUAUAUAAUGUACAAUAUAUUCUGUUUAGGAAUAUAUUGAUAACAUAUAACAAUAUAUUCCAUUUCCAUAGGGGUAGUGACUCAAUCUAGGGGCUUUUGGGUAACACUUUACUAAAGGUGCAUGACUAAGCACAUACUAAUGUGUGUACUAAUCGCUUUCCCAAUGAUGCACUAAUCAUUAGCAUGUGUAUGAAGUGUAUACAUUAUAACAGCCUCAUACUGUAUGAACAACAUUUAAUGAUGGUAAUAGUUAAGCAUUAACAGCUUGUCAACUCAUUCUGUUAAUUAUUAUCAUGCAGUAUUAAUAAUGAUUUAUGUAUUGAAUGAUGCGUUUUGAACAAUGUACAGUAGUUUAACUUAAAUUAUAGGCUAUAUCUAAUUACAGGCUAUAAAGCUUGAGACCCCCUUUUGUUUUCGAGUACCUGGAAUUCUUUAGCAAACUUAUUGCCUCCACCAACGUUGUUUUUGCCUCCAUUUGUUUGUUGCCAACGUAACUUAAAAAGUAGUUAACAGAUUUUGAUGAAAUUUGGAGGAAAGGUGAGCCAUGGACUAAGGAUCAGUUAAUUAGAUUUUGAUGCAAAUCUGCGUAUGUAUGUAAACAUAGUCAACAUCUGGAUAUUUAUUUGAAGAAGGUUAUGACUUUGCCUCUUGUUUGUUUGUUUGCCUGUUCCCAAUGUAACUCAAAAUGUAGUGAAUAGAUUUUGAGGAAAGGUGAGCCAUGGACCAAGAAACAAUUGAUUAGAUUUUGUUGCAAAUGUGGAUAUGUAGGCAGAUCCAAGAUUUUUUUUUUCCUUUUCCCAACAUAACUCAAAAAGUAAGGAACGGAUUUGGAUGAAAUUUGGUGUACAGUUUCAGUAUUAUCCUAGGUUCAAGUGAUUUGACUUUGAUGUUGAUAACAUGUGGCUUGGCAGAGGUAUGCACUCUACCGAGUGCCUUUUUAGUUAUUAUUAUUAUUAUUAUUAUUAUUAUUAUUAUUAUUAUUAUUGCAUUUUUUUAUUGCAAAUAGGUGUCACAAAAAUGUAUCAUUUUUCUACAAGUGUCCAGAUUGCUCUAGAAAAACCAAAAGGGUUCAUCAAGUUAAGGUUUUCAUCUUACAUAACCGCGUAAAUAUUGUUAACGUUUUCAACUGUGGGAUGAAAGAAAAGUUUAUAAUGUUCCAGUGCUUAAGUGGAUCCAAGUCCUACGAGAUUGUCACACAUUUUUAUAACAUUGUGCCAAAUAAAGCGGCUUGAUUUUGAUCAUAUAAAAUGCAAAAUGUUCUGAGUUAUUUAAAUAAUCUGAAGAUUUGGUUACACAUUGUGUACAAAAAAAAAGGAAAACCAUUAAUAAUAUAAGUAAUCUUUAUUAAUGCUGCAUAUCAUGAUUUUUAAUUAAAAUAUUAUGGUAUAUGAUUCAGAGGCUAUGUAUAUGAUUAGUGCAUGUGAUAUGAUUCAUCAUUAUAAAAGCGUUAAUACAUAUAUUAAUAUGCUUAUUUAUGGACCUUAUAGCAAAGUGUUUCUGGCUAUUGUACUGUUUAGGGCUCUUUAAGUGGUUUAAGUGGCCCAAUAUCACCUACAGGAAGUGUAACGGUCUAACAGGUCAGAGCAAAGGUCACUGAGAAGUCAUCAACUUGAACAAAUGUGUAAUGUGUGUAAUUUAGAAUGAAUGAAAUAAUAAAACUUUGUGUUUUUCUUA
Neoarius graeffei (lesser salmon catfish) is the source of this 6864-nucleotide messenger RNA. RefSeq names its product ataxin 1b (gene atxn1b). Bases 1442 to 3913 code for a protein of 823 amino acids. The record is from RefSeq and is a predicted model, not a curated record. Lineage: Eukaryota; Metazoa; Chordata; Actinopteri; Siluriformes; Ariidae. Gene Ontology annotation, biological process: negative regulation of transcription by RNA polymerase II; nervous system development. Gene Ontology annotation, molecular function: RNA binding; protein binding. The transcript is spliced from 3 exons. Gene Ontology annotation, cellular component: nucleus.